Molecule: messenger RNA, 363 nt
Organism: Tinamus guttatus (white-throated tinamou)
Lineage: Eukaryota; Metazoa; Chordata; Aves; Tinamiformes; Tinamidae
Source: RefSeq, a predicted model, not a curated record
CAAGCAGGUUUUCAUCCAUACCUCGGCUGUACUGUGAUGGCUCUGGCAAUUUUUCAGCCCCUUAUGGCAGGUUUCAGACCGGCUCCACAUGCACCAAGGAGGCAAUUGUUUAACUGGUUUCACUGGAGUACUGGUACAACAGCUAGAAUACUAGCUGUUGUGACUAUGUUCUUGGGAAUGGAUCUACCAGCACUUGACCUCCCAGACCCAUGGGAUACCUAUACAAUGUUUGGUUUUGUAGCUUGGCAUGUUGGAAUUGAUGUUCUUCUGGAAAUACACAGCUACUGCCUCAUACGUAAAGUUGAAGUGAUAGAAGAUGACAGAAUACAGAUACUGCAGUCGCUCACAUCUGCAGAAGCAGAG